AUGAAGUGCGCCCUGAUAAUUACAUUAUUUUGUAAUGAAAAACAGUCAUUCGAAUGUUUGUCAUUUCAUUACGCCAGCCCUAAAAGCUCAUUGACCAAUGCUUCUUACUCAGCUUAUGAAACGAAGAAAUAUCGUGAAAAAGAAGUUGAGAAUAAUUCUAGUCAAUGCACCCACACAUCAUGUUUGAGAUCCAGACAACAAUGUCUCAUUCUUCUGAUUUGCAAUAACUUCUUCUUGUUGGUUGUUAUUGAUACUUUCUUGUUGUUCAAUUCAUUCACGGAUGUGUAA
This is a messenger RNA of Clunio marinus, 288 nucleotides long. The record is from the annotation of a GenBank genome assembly. NCBI's taxonomy places the organism in Eukaryota, Metazoa, Arthropoda, Insecta, Diptera, Chironomidae.